This is a messenger RNA of Pseudogymnoascus destructans, 643 nucleotides long. RefSeq names its product Translation machinery-associated protein 22. Gene Ontology annotation, biological process: translation reinitiation; formation of translation preinitiation complex. Gene Ontology annotation, molecular function: translation initiation factor activity; mRNA binding. The transcript is spliced from 4 exons. Bases 47 to 643 code for a protein of 198 amino acids. Lineage: Eukaryota; Fungi; Ascomycota; Leotiomycetes; Thelebolales; Thelebolaceae. The record is from RefSeq and is a predicted model, not a curated record.
CAACAUAUUUCCACCACCACCACGAGAGCCAUCACAGCAACCCGCGAUGGCAGAUAGGGAAACGGCACUGCUUGGGCCACAGGCUAGACAUAUUGUGUAUUGUGGCGUCUGCACGCUGCCACCUGAGUACUGCGAGUUCGGUGGGACGACGAAGAAAUGCCAGGAAUGGCUUGAGGAGAACCAUCCCGAUAUGUCCGAAAGGAUUUACUCCGCUGACGCCCUCGAAGCCGCAACCUCCACCCUCUCCAUCGACGCCCUCAAGCGCGCCACAAAGGACUCCGCCAAAAAAGCCGCCAAAGCCGCCCAAGCGGAACAAAAGCACGCCUCCGCCCUCGCCGCCUCCCGCAUCAUCAUCAAGCGCGUCGAGCGCAACAAGCGCAAAUACGUAACGGCAGUAUCCGGCCUCGAAGCCUUUGGGCUGGAGCUGAAGAAGGUGAGCAAGGAUUUCGGGAAGAAGUUUGCGACGGGGAGUAGCGUGACGAAGACGGCGAGUGGGGGGGAGGAGAUUGUGGUGCAGGGAGAUGUGAGUACGGAGAUUGAGGACUUUUUGUUAGAGAAGUAUGGGGAUUUGGUGCCGGGGGAUAAUAUUGAGUUGGUGGAGGAUAAGAAGAAGAAGGGGGCGGGCGCGGCGCCCGGGCCGUAG